Messenger RNA from Sparassis crispa, 2049 nucleotides. RefSeq names its product Putative ATP-dependent helicase. The record is from RefSeq and is a predicted model, not a curated record. NCBI's taxonomy places the organism in Eukaryota, Fungi, Basidiomycota, Agaricomycetes, Polyporales, Sparassidaceae. The coding region runs from base 1 to 2049 and encodes 682 amino acids. The transcript has 10 exons. Gene Ontology annotation, molecular function: hydrolase activity; ATP binding; DNA binding.
AUGCGAUGGCUUGCACACGUCCUGCGGUUUAAUUGUGCAAAUAUUCGUCGGUAUAGCGUUACCCAUGACAAGCCGGUUGUUCUGCGCCCAUACCAGGAGUCCUGCCUGGACGCUUGUCUCGACGCUCUCAAGGCUGGUUCAACUCGUAUAGGCGUUUCUCUGCCCACCGGCUCCGGGAAAACAACCGUAUUCAUAUCUUUACUAUCUCGCAUAUCUUCUCCACAGGGGUUCCCGGGCGCAAGUCGUGCACUCAUAGUCGUAAAUAGCAUUGAACUUGCUUUGCAAGCGGCUACUCAGGCAAAGAAGUUAUGUCCCCAUUGGAGUGUGGAGAUCGAGCAGGGAGCCAAACACAAGGCUUCUGGUGUAGCGGACGUGACCGUUGCUACAUAUCAAACAUUAUUGCAAUCCCAACGAUUGGCCAAGUUCGAUCCCACCUCUCUGAAAGCCGUCAUAGUCGACGAGGCUCACCAUGCAGCUGCACCCUCCUAUCGUCGCAUUCUAUCGCAUUUUGACGCAUCAGUGAAAAACCCUGAUCCAGCAUUUGAAGCGCCCAAGCUACGGCAUUCCAUCCCUAUUCUAGGUUUCUCGGCGACCUUCAGCAGACACGACGGUCUUGCUCUUGGAUCCGUAUUCGAGUGUAUAGUCUACCACCGGGAUUUUUUAGAGAUGAUCAAGGAGCAAUGGCUUUGCAAUGUCCGGUUCACGUCUGUCAAAGCUAACAUCGAUCUCAGUGGGGUCACUGUUAACUCUCGGACGGGCGACUUCAAUCCUACCAGCUUGGCGCAUGUGAUCAACACAGACGUCGUCAACAAGCUUGUUGUGCAGACAUGGUUGGAUAGGGCGGCGGAGCGCAAAUCGACCCUUGUCUUUUGCGUGAACCUCGCUCACGUUCGGCAUUUGACGUCUGCCUUUAGAGCAGCCGGUAUUGAUGCUCGGUAUGUCUACUCGGGCACACCAGCUGAAGAGCGCAAGGCCCUCAUUGCGUCUUUCAAGGGUGGGAAGUUCCCCGUGCUAGUGAAUUGCGCUAUUUUGACGGAGGGAGCAGACAUACCCAAUAUUGAUUGUGUAAUAGUGGCGCGACCAACUCGCUCACGCAACAUAUUCGCCCAAAUGAUCGGCCGAGGGAUGAGACUUUCGCCUCAAACAGGGAAGGAAGACUGUCGAAUUAUUGACUUCGUCGAUUCCACCAAUCGUAUGCCGGGUGUAGUCUCAACGCCUACCUUGUUUGGUCUCGAUCCUUCUGAACUUAUUGAUGACGAAAGCGCAGAGUCUCUUGAGCAGCGUGUCGAAGCCCCCAGUGAGAUGUCGGAUUCCAAAGAGACGUUGAGGUUUGACAGCCCCAAUGACAUCCCCGACCCCAAGUCGGUCACCUAUGUCGAUUAUGAAGACCCAUUUGCACUCGUCGACCAAUCACAUGGAGCGCCGCAUAUUCGCAAAUUGAGUAGCCAUGCAUGGGUUGGCUGUGGUGAAGACAUCUAUGUUCUGGAAUGUCUCGGUAAAGGACACAUCCGCAUUGAGAAGACUGAAGGAGACGAAGAGAACGAAAUUCUGUUUCAGGCUCACUACACACCUCCGACCCUUCCAAUGGGCACUGCUUUCACGCUGAAGAUCUCACCUUUCCAAAGAAGCAGGAAGAUCCUGACGGCGACAUCGUUGGUCGAAGCGCUUCGUGGUUGUGACACAUACGCAAAAACAAAAGCGGUGCAGGGAUCUCUCGCUAUGGGGCUUCUCCGUUCCGCAAGAUGGAGGAGGGAGCCCGCCACAGACAAUCAGAAGAAGUUCAUCGGCAAGCGAUGGAAGAGUCGGAAGGAUAUCGUUAUCGGAGAUGGGAAUGAGCCAGACAGCAUUGAACAAAGACUCGCGAGACUGACGAAGGGGGAGGCUGCCAAUGUCAUUAUUCGGUUAAAACAUGGCGCCCAGGCUCGUUACGAGAAGAAAGCAAAGGCUAACCAGAAAGUAGCCCAAUCCAUCGCCAAGGAGAGGAUGAGAAAAGCAAGAGAACACGUUCGGGUAGGGCCGCUGCCACAGAUGGCUGAAACCACAUCGUAG